UAGAAAUUCCCAGCAGUUGGAGGGUGGACGCUGCCCGUUGGUGUCCAAUCUUGCAGAGCUCAGGGCAGUUCCUGCUCUGGGGCUGUGCGCUCUUCUAGCUGGGCCUCACAGUCAGGCCUCACUCCAAGGAGACAAAUUCUGCAGUUCCUUUGAGUUUACAGGCACCUACCAGAGAGCUGGCUGUUUUCUAUCCACGCCUAGGAUAGUUCCAGUCUCUGUGAUCACAGAAGAGCGUUUGUGGUGAAGACUGAAAAUGGAAGGAGAAGAAAUAGAGAUUAGGCGGAAAAGAAGAGCGGAAGUAAAAAAGAAGAUGAUAAUCCUCUCCGUCUUGUUAUGUGGAGGUCUUGCAGUUUUUCUUUGGGUGAUGCUAACAUUUCCUAAAAAAGUUGGAAUUAAAAUGAUCAAAAAGAAUUGCACUGAUGACAUGAGAAUAUGUCCACCUGCCUGGAAUCUAUUCCACCAGACCUGCUACUUUCAAUCUGAAAAUCAAGUUAGUUGGGUUGAAGGACAAAGACACUGCAGAAGAUAUUUUGGAUCUCUGGCCAAAAUUACCUCCUAUGGUGAAAUGCAAUUUGUGAUGAACUAUCUGAAAAACUCUACGUAUUGGAUUGGACUGAGAAAACACGCUUCUGACAAUAAGUGGAGAUGGACCGAUGGGAGUCUCUUUACUAACUGGUUCAGUAUAGAAGGCACUGGCAAUUGUGCCUUCGUUUAUGCCACUAGCCAAAAGAUUACAAGUUGUGAUGGAACAAGAGGAUUUUUGUGCAGCAGAAAAAGUGAAUGUGCUUAG
Molecule: messenger RNA, 790 nt
Organism: Cavia porcellus (domestic guinea pig)
Lineage: Eukaryota; Metazoa; Chordata; Mammalia; Rodentia; Caviidae
Product: C-type lectin domain family 2 member B-like
Exons: 5
Coding region: 254-790 (178 amino acids)
Cellular component (GO): external side of plasma membrane
Source: RefSeq, a predicted model, not a curated record